AUGAUGAAAUCAAGUCUUUGCAAGCAGGCUUUGACGGCUUCGUCUAUGAAUUACAAGCUGGUACAGGCAACAGCCAUCAGAAGCUUCCACGAGUCACAGAUCCAUUUCAACAAAGAACAAGCACCACAAGGAUCGCCUUUAAAGGUCUUUUUCGAUACCUUCAAGAACGAAGUCAAGAAAUCGAACGAGUUGAAGGAAAAUAUCAAGGCUUUACAGGAUGAGUCUGGAAGAAUGGCUGAAUCUGAAGCUUUCAAGAAGGCCAGAGAAGCUUAUGAGACAGCACAGAAAGGUAGUAAUGCUGCUGGUAAAGUGCUCAAGCUGACUGCAGACGUUGUAGGCGGUGCUGCUGUAAAAGCAUGGGAUUCUCCUGUUGGUAAGGGAGUCAGAACUACAGUACGUGUAAGUGCUGAAGUAGCAGACAAAGCCUUUGAGCCUGUAAGACAGACACAAGUCUACAAGGAUGUUUCUGAAGUUAUUGAUGAUGGUUCGUCGACUUCAUAUGGUGGAUUUUUGACAAAGGAGCAGAGACAGAGAUUGAGAGAGAAGGAAUUGGAGGAAAGAGCCAGAAAGGGAGUCAAGGGUCCUGUUCGUGAGAACGAAGAGGCUGGCGGAGAGUUAGUAGCCACUGAACAUAAGGCUUCAGGUCCAUCUGUUGGUGAAAGAUGGGAAGAGUACAAACUUAAAACACCUGUGGGCCGUUUCUUUACGUACUUGCAAGAGAAAUGGCAGGACUCUGAGAAUGGCUUGAUUUCACUUAUAAGAACCAUCAUUGAAAAAGUAACAGGGUUCUUUGCCGAAACUGAACAAGCCAAGGUGGUUAAGCAAUUUAGAAUGAUGGAUCCUUCUUUCCGUUUAACCGACUUCCAGAAGACAUUGACCAACUACAUUGUGCCCGAGAUCUUAGAUGCCUACAUCAAGAACGACGAAACCGUGUUGAAGCAAUGGUUCUCCGAAGCUCCCUUCAACGUCUGGCAAGCCAACAAUAAGCAGUUCAUCCAACAGGGCUUGUUCCUGGACGGUCGUAUCUUAGAUAUCCGUGGUGUUGAAGUAGUCACAUGCAAGCAGUUGCAACCUAACGAUACUCCUGUCAUUGUUGUCAGUUGUCGUGCCCAAGAGGUUCAUUUGUACCGUAAGGCUAAGACAGGUGACAUUGCUGCAGGUACCGAGGAUCAUAUCCAGUUGAGCACAUACGCUAUGGUUCUUACAAGAGUUCCAGAAGAAUUCGACAACGCCACUACGGAAGGAUGGAAGAUCAUAGAGUUCGCUCGUGGUGGUUCCAGACCUUUCCAUUGA
Molecule: messenger RNA, 1293 nt
Organism: Scheffersomyces stipitis CBS 6054
Lineage: Eukaryota; Fungi; Ascomycota; Pichiomycetes; Serinales; Debaryomycetaceae
Gene: TIM44
Product: protein translocase subunit
Exons: 1
Coding region: 1-1293 (430 amino acids)
Biological process (GO): protein import into mitochondrial matrix
Cellular component (GO): mitochondrial inner membrane
Molecular function (GO): protein-folding chaperone binding
Source: RefSeq, a predicted model, not a curated record